Molecule: messenger RNA, 369 nt
Organism: Lodderomyces margitis
Lineage: Eukaryota; Fungi; Ascomycota; Pichiomycetes; Serinales; Debaryomycetaceae
Product: mitochondrial 37S ribosomal protein uS13m
Exons: 1
Coding region: 1-369 (122 amino acids)
Biological process (GO): translation
Cellular component (GO): ribosome; mitochondrion; small ribosomal subunit
Molecular function (GO): RNA binding; structural constituent of ribosome
Source: RefSeq, a predicted model, not a curated record
AUGGGAGUGGUCGUCUUUGGUAAAUCGAUAAAGCAUAACUUUCCUGUGCGUAUAGGUCUUGCCAAAACGAUAUUUGGAAUUGGGCCCACAACUGCUGCCAAAUUGAUGGCCAAGAUUGGAAUCUACCCAAAUUGUAAAAUGAAUCAACUUACAGAGCCACAAAUCUUGGAUCUUAAUAAGGAAAUUUCACUGUUGUUAGUGGAGGGUCACUUGAAGCAAAAGAUCAACAACGACAUCAAAAUGAAGAGAGACAUUGGUUCGUUUGCCGGUUUUAGACACGCUUGGGGUUUCCCAGUUAGAGGACAGAGGACAAAGACCAACGCCAAUACCGCUAGAAGAUUGAAUAAGUUGGAGAGAUUCAGACUUUAA